Lepus europaeus (European hare) is the source of this 927-nucleotide messenger RNA. RefSeq names its product putative olfactory receptor 2W6. The transcript has a single exon. Gene Ontology annotation, molecular function: G protein-coupled receptor activity; olfactory receptor activity. The coding region runs from base 1 to 927 and encodes 308 amino acids. Gene Ontology annotation, cellular component: membrane. NCBI's taxonomy places the organism in Eukaryota, Metazoa, Chordata, Mammalia, Lagomorpha, Leporidae. The record is from RefSeq and is a predicted model, not a curated record. Gene Ontology annotation, biological process: G protein-coupled receptor signaling pathway.
AUGGAGAGAUCCAACGACAGCUGCGCCUACGGUUUCAUCCUGGUGGGCUUCUCCGACCGCCCCAAGCUGGAGAUGGCGCUCUUCACGGUCAACCUCACUCUGUACUCGGUGGCCGUGCUGGGGAACUGCACCAUCAUCCUCGUGUGCGUCCUCGACCCGCGACUGCACACCCCGAUGUACUUCUUCCUGGCAAACCUGUCUUUCCUCGACCUCUGCUUCAGCACCAGCUGCGUCCCCCAGAUGCUGGCCAACCUCUGGGGCCCGGACAAGAGCAUCAGCCUGGGCGGCUGCAGCGUGCAGCUGUUCGCGUUCCUCUCGGUGGGCGGAGUGGAGUGCAUCCUCCUGGCCGUCAUGGCCUACGACCGCUACGCGGCCGUGUGCAGGCCCCUGCACUACAGCGCCAUCAUGCACCCGCAGCUGUGCCUGCGCCUGCUGGCUGCGGCCUGGGGCAGCGGCCUGCUCAAUGCCGUCGUCAUGUCGCCGCUGACGAUGACCCUCCCCAGGUGCGGCCGCCGCCGAGUCAACCACUUCCUGUGCGAGAUGCCCGCGCUCAUCAAGAUGGCUUGCGUGGAUGCGCGCGCGGUGGAGAUGCUGGCCUUCGCCUUCGCCAUCCUCAUCGUCCUGCUGCCCCUCGGCCUCAUCCUGGUCUCCUACGGCUACAUCGCCGCGGCCGUGCGGCGCAUCAAGUCGGCUGCCGGGAGGAGGAAGGCCUUGAACACCUGCAGCUCCCACCUCACCGUGGUCUCCCUGUUCUAUGGGAGCAUCAUCUACAUGUACAUGCAGCCCGGAAACAGCUCUUCCCAGGACCAAGGCAAGUUCCUCACCCUCUUCUACAACCUGGUGACCCCCAUGCUGAACCCGCUCAUCUACACGCUCAGGAACAAGGAGGUGAAGAGCGCCCUGAAGAAGGUCCUGGGGAGGCGGUGA